Caenorhabditis sp. 36 PRJEB53466 is the source of this 1016-nucleotide messenger RNA. The record is from the annotation of a GenBank genome assembly. NCBI's taxonomy places the organism in Eukaryota, Metazoa, Nematoda, Chromadorea, Rhabditida, Rhabditidae.
AUGAUUAUAAAGGUGAAAUAGGCGGCGUCGUGGCCAGAUCCUCACCGUCUUUUCCAGGAAUACCGUAUUCCGUUACCACUCUCUGUGGACGAGUUUCAACGUGGAUUACUGUAUGCGGUCUCGGCGUGUAGCCGAAGUGAGACCGGCGGUGGAGAGGGCGCCGAGGUUCUAACUUUGGGAACUUUUGCCCAAACAAAUCGUCUCAUUUUUCAGUUUCUCGUUCAAGAAGAGUUCACGAGUGACACGUUGCUGCCCGGGAAGACGGUCACCGGCACCUACACCAAGAAGAUCUACCGCCUCCGCUCGAAAGCGCCGUGGUUCCUUCAGAAGCUUCUGCCACCGGAGGCGUUUGAGAUCCACGAGGAGAGUUGGAACGCCUAUCCGUACUGUAAAACCAUUUUGACUGUAAGUUCUACCGCCAAAAGCCGAACAAAUGAGAAAUGCAUUCAGAAUCCGGGAUACAUGAAAGAGAACUUCCACCAAACGAUCGAAACUAUUCACUUGCCGGACAACGGAACCACGGAAAACGCACUGAAUGGACCGGAGAAGCGGGAGAUUGUGUGGGUGGAUAUCACGGAUAACCAAAUGUUCGGGAAGCAAAAUUAUAAAAAGGAGAAGGAUGCGAAGAUCUACGAGGCCGAAGUGGUCGAGAGAGGACCGUUGGAGGACGAUUGGAUGGACGAGCACGAUCCGGUAAUCAGAAAAUACAAUAGUUUUCGGUAUCGUUCGCAUAUUUGCAGAUCAUGUGUGCGUACAAGCUGGUCUCGUGCCACUUCAAAUGGACCGGAUUCCAGAAGGUCGUCGAGAAGACGAUCCACAAGAACUAUCCACGUGUGUUCGGUCUGAUGCACCGCGACGCGUACGUGCUUCUCGACGAGUGGUUCGAGAUGUCGAUGGAUUCGAUUCGCGAGUACGAGGAAGAGACGGCCGAGGUGCUCCGCAAGCAGCUCGCCGAGCCCGAGAAGCGUGGAACCACGUGCAAUGACGACGUCAACAACAACAACAACUCCAAGUGA